AUGCUGGAUAUUCUGCUAGCUUUUCUGGUGGUGCUGUUAGUGGCUAAGUGGUGGCUGAGUGGACAGAGGAAGGGACUACCCCCAGGUCCGCCCUUUGCUCUACCAUUUGUGGGACAUCUGUACCUUCUGCCAAAAGAUCCAAUGAGUUUGCUGGAAAAAUGGAGAAAGAAGUAUGGUAAUGUGUACAUGCUAAAGUUUGGGAGUCAACCUGCACUUUUCAUUCACGAACAUGGUUUUCUCUGUGAGGCUUUGGUCAAAAACCAUGAGACAUUCAUGAACAGAAAUGAAACCUUUGUGACCAAAACUCUCUUAGGUUGCAAGGGUAUUUUCUCCCUGAGUGGUGAUGCAUGGAAGGAGCAGAGAGCUUUUGUUCACGCCACACUUAGAGAUCUAGGAAUGGGUAAGAAUGUCAUGGCUGAAAGAAUCCAGGAAGAAGUCAAACAUUUUUUACGUUCAAUAGAGGAGACUAAGGGACAACCAACAAACUUUUCAAACUUGAUAACUGCCACAGUAUGUAAUAUCAUCUGUGGUGUCGUCUUUGGGAAGAGAUUUAGCCACAAAGACGAACUCUUUUUGGAGUUGUUAUCAAAUCUGCAGUUUUUAUUUCGUGAGCUUGGAACCUCAAUGCCAAUACAGUUUUUCCCAUUUCUCAAAUACUUACCAGGUGAUUACUUCCUUUAUCAUGAGAGUGUCCAUCGUUGCCAAAGAAUGAAGUCAGUCAUUUGGGAUAUGAUAAAUAAAAAUGGCCGAAAAGUUAAUACCAAUGACGAAUCAUUUGAAGAUCUUGUCCAGGCAUAUCUCACCGAGAUAGAGAAGAAAAAAGUGGCUGGAAUUACAAAUACAUCCAUUGAUGAAGAGAACCUUCUGCACACUGUGUGGAAUUUUUUCAAUGCUGGGACUGAAACAACAAGCAAGACGGUCAUUUUUUGUCUACUGUAUCUGGUUUACUUCCAGGACAUCCAAGAGAAACUCUUUCAGGAGAUUCAUGAGAAUAUUGGCACUGAAAGAUCACCUCAAAUGUCUGACAAACCGAAACUGAAGUUACUGAAUGCCUUUCUGCUAGAGACAUUCAGACAUUCAAAGAUGGGCCCUUUUGCACCAGAUAGGGUGGCAAGUAAGGAUGUUGUACUAAAAGGCUUUCUCAUUCCAAAAGGAACAGUAAUCAUUCCAGUUUUUGAUUCGAUAACACAGAAUAAAGAAGUAUGGGGCGAUCCAGAAAACUUCCGACCAGAACGAUUCUUAGAUGAAGCUAAGAAGGAUUUUACGGUCUUCUCUGUUGGUAAACGCAACUGUGUUGGAGAAGCAAUGGCAGUGAUGGAGCUCUUUCUAAUCCUCUCCUCGAUGAUCCAGAGGUAUCAGUUCCUACCAGAGAGACACGGCCAGAAGCCUUCACUGGAAACAGAAUUUGGAUUCACAAGAUCACCAGAACCUUUCAAAGUUAGGGCUGUGCUGAGAUCAAAUAAGAAGUCCACGGAUUAA
Molecule: messenger RNA, 1479 nt
Organism: Candidula unifasciata
Lineage: Eukaryota; Metazoa; Mollusca; Gastropoda; Stylommatophora; Geomitridae
Source: the annotation of a GenBank genome assembly